This is a messenger RNA of Puccinia triticina, 3039 nucleotides long. RefSeq lists its product as uncharacterized. The coding region runs from base 1 to 3039 and encodes 1012 amino acids. The record is from RefSeq and is a predicted model, not a curated record. Gene Ontology annotation, molecular function: transmembrane transporter activity. NCBI's taxonomy places the organism in Eukaryota, Fungi, Basidiomycota, Pucciniomycetes, Pucciniales, Pucciniaceae. Gene Ontology annotation, biological process: transmembrane transport. The transcript has 11 exons.
AUGUCCCGCACCGCUUCGCCAUCGCACGCACGUCGACAGUCGAGCAACAACUAUGGGAACAAUAAUCAAUCGAACAACCAUUCCUUUCGGUCGAGACCCGGUGGCGUGCCCUCAUCAAGUGGCAGCGGAGGAGGCGGCCGGCUGAACUCAGCUCGAGUACCCUCCCCAGCCAUGAUGGGGCCGCAGACAUCGUCCAACCAGGCCGGCUUCCCAUCGAUUCGAAAUAUCGGACUCUUGUUGGGAUGGAGUGUGAAGUUCAAGCUAAACGAAGGCGCUGCAGGAGGUGACCGAUGGGUGGAGGGGAUGAUCUGGUGCUAUGACUCGAUCGCCGGGGCAGUCAUCCUACAAUGUCCGGGCACCAUCAAGGGUCGCCACACCUACCGGAUGAUCAAAGUCAACCAGAUCAAAGACCUCCAGGUCGGAAGCUUGCUCGAACCCCACCCGCCAAACCCGUCUGGGAUGAUCCCUAAAAUCUUGGAACCCGUCCGGCCGAUCAACGUCACUGCUAUCGCAAUGAGGGAGAACGCGGCCGUAUUGGCUGACGACGCUAGACGGGCUAGAAUCGGCCAUGGCGUCUCUCGUUGGGCCCAGGAAAUCUUUGACGCCCUAGGAAAAACACUUCCUGUUCGAUGGCAUCAAACAUCGAUAAUCAUUUUGGAUGAUGUGCUACUACCUGGACCAUUCUAUCGAUCAGAAGAUGUUAAAGUGAGCGGGGAUAAUCAAAAUCGGAUGAGCCGAGUCAAGCAGGUCUUAGAGGGGCCUGAAGAGGCGCAUACCUCCGCGACCAGCUUCAAGCCGACCCCGUCUGCACUUUAUCCAGCCACCGAACACAGCCCAACGCCAGCGGCAGCCCCAGAUCAGCCGUGGUUUGUGGACGACGAGCCGGUAGGAUCGAGCCAGGGAGCGGCCGACGAAGAAGACCUGGGCGUGGAUCUGACGCCGACGGGGCCUCCGCCCCCUGCCCCAACCAACCUUCCCGCAGAUCUGGAGGACCUAUACUCCCAUCUCGUCUCCUCGCCCUUCUUCGACCCCCCAUCGCUCUCCUUCAUCGAUGCUAAAAAAUCUCCCCUCGGCGACGCCGCAUGGACCGAUUGGGUCGUCCUCGUCACCCUCAAACGGGGAAGAGAACGCGCUAUUCGAGGGGCCGCUGAAAGCAUCCAAUCUAUCUCCUCCUUCUUCCCCUCAACCGUCUCCGAAAACCCGCUCUUCUACUCCACCCAGGAGGGCUACGAGCACGGCCUGGCGGACGAGAACGAUGACAUCCUGCCCGACCAAGACGACCAUCGGCUGCUGCACGCCGACCGGGCAAGAGCCUCCGAUACCAUCAACUCCGGGCCCCUAGACCGGCUCCCCACCCUUGCCCCGCUCCAGCCCGACGAGGAGCUCGAGGACCCGUUCUACGAGCACCAGGAUCUCGUCAACAGCCAUCAUCACCACCAGGCCCUUCCCGAAACCCGCUUCGAACCCCCUCUGCCCCGCCACCUCAUGGCCUCCCACGCCCUCUCCAACCUCAUGGCCUCCGAAAUCUCCUACGGAAACCACCAGCAUCUCAUCGCCCAGCACUCCGACCAUCCAUCCGCCCAGAAUCCUGCAGGCUGGAAGAUGUACCAGUCGCUCGGCCCGGGCUCGAUGCUCGCUCCCCCGCCGUCCCAGCCGCGCUUCCCGCCCACCGGCCCUUCCUCCCCCGCCUACCACGCCCAGCCGGCCCCGCCGGUGCCCCCGCCAAGCCAGAGUCCCUCGGAGCUGACCGAGCGGCCUCCGGCGCGGUCCGCCGACCCGGCCUUUGCCGAGACCGCGGAGACGUACCCUCUAGCGGCGAACGAGUACGACGAUGGCGGGCUGCCGACGGUGUACAUCUACCCGACCGAGGCGCGGGAUAUCGGCUCGGACGUCUCCGGCCAGGCCGCCCUCGGCCCGCAGAGCUUCCGGGACUCGUUCUGGAUCGGCGCAUGGCUCAGCGCGUUACUGUACGCGUUUGGAGAGGCGGUCUGGGUCUUUGUGGGGGCCCGGACGGAGCUCGAGUCGGGCAAAAACAAGCUCGGGCUGGUCAAGGGUCUUCCGAUCCUAGCGAUGCUCGUCACGGUGACCUUCGGGAUCAGUGUGGGCUCGGUGAGUCUGCUGGUGCUGGCCAAGCGAGCGAUCCGAUAUCUGGUGUACGGUGCGAUCAUGGGCGUUCCGAGUGUGUUAGGGAUGGUGGGGGUGUGGACGUGGACGUCGGCGCGGGGCCGGCUGGAGCGGACGGUGCAGGUGCUCACGCUGGCCGUCGCCGUCCUGGCCGGCCAUCCCAGCCUGGUGAUCGUCUCCCAACCUUCCCAGCCCGCCCUCUCCUCCGCCCAAGCCGCCCACGCCCUCCUCGCCGCCUUCGUCUGGUCUUGGUCCCUCAACAUCCUCCGCAACCUCCAGCGGAUCAUCGUCGCCGGCGUCGUCUCCCAUUGGUACUUCAACCGCCACUCCCCGCCCUCCAAACACCACACCCGCAACGCAUACUCGUCUUUGGACUCGACCUGCCAAUCCAUCUCCCGUGCGCUCGGCCCCUCGUUCGGCACCAUCUGGAUCGGCUUCUCCCACCGCAUCUUCGACUUCAUCGGCUCCUUCACAAUCAUCUAUGCCGGCAUCACCGGCUUCAACUUCGCUCACUCCUUCCGAAAGACCCAGGCCCUUGUUUUCAAGCAAGCCCAGCUCGGCAUCUUCCACAAUCUAUUGGUCAAGUCGAUCCUAAACCUAGUGGCAUUGACGAUCAGUCUAACGAUCUCACUGAUCGGCUACCAACUGUAUUCCUCCUCCUCCUCGGCACCAUCAUCCGACCCGUCGUCGUCGGACCCCGACCGGCUGGGUUUGUCGGCGGGGAGGAGCGACUUCAUGGGCCCGUUCGUCUGGAUCUUCUUCGGCUUGUUGCCCUUCUGGAUCCUCCGCUUCUUGACCGACCUGAUCUCUACCGCUGUCGACACUCUGUUUCUUUGUUGGAAUAUCGACCUCGAUAUCGGCACUAACCAUUCGAAUAUGACCCGUCAAGCCUUUGUCGGCAAAUUGGAAGACUGA